Symbiodinium sp. CCMP2592 is the source of this 990-nucleotide messenger RNA. The record is from the annotation of a GenBank genome assembly. NCBI's taxonomy places the organism in Eukaryota, Dinophyceae, Suessiales, Symbiodiniaceae.
AUGUCCGGCCCACAUGACCAGCCCAAGCAGAUCGAGGGCACGCUCUUGGUCGUCGGAGCAGCAUGCGUUUUCGCCCUGGUCGCGCUGGUGGUCAAGAAGGACCCGAUGCCAGUUCUGCUUGCGACGGAGUUCCGAUUCCUUGUGAGCUGGGUAGUUGCAGUCGCUUUCAUGCUGCUGUACCGGCGAGAGCGUGGUCUCUACUGGUUUGGCCCUCCUUCAUCGCGUAAGUGGUUGGUGCUGAAAUGUGCCUCUUCCUUCUUCUUCAUCAACCUGUGGUGGAAAGGUAUCCAGCUGGCACCCGUAGGCGACUGCAUCGCCAUCAUCUACACUUCACCUAUCUUUACGUCCAUCCUCUCAUGGCUGCUGCUGAAAGAGCCGCUGCUGCCCCAGUUUCCCCUUCAGAUUCUGCUGGUGCUGCUGGGCACGCUGCUUGUGUUGGAUCCUCCCGCGCUUCGUUGGCUUCUUCCGUCCGGCGGGAUGGAGGAAGAGAAGCCAAGAGACUACACGUACGUUUUCCUAGCCCUGGCUGUCGGGUGCAUCUGCCCCAUCGUCACGCGGCAGACGCGCGAAUGCAGCUGGAUCGAGGUGGAGCACGUCAGUGCCGCACUCGCUGCCGGAGUGCUGUGCCCGGCGAUGCUUCUUGUGAACAGUUGGCUGUCGGGAGUCUUUCCUCACAUCCCGACAGCUUCAAGAGAAGAAACCUUUCUCAUUGUUCUCGCCGCUCUCGGAUCGUUUGUGGGCAUUGCUAUGGAAACCAAAGGAUAUCAGCUCGCCGAGGUCGGCAAAGCUUCCAUGUUUCGCUACGUGGAGGUGCCUUUCGCCUACUUCUUGCAGCUGAUCGCCACCAAGGAGCCUGUGCGGGUGCAGGCGCUGGUGGGCUCCGUUCUCAUCAUCGCCUCCUGUUUUCUGGGACUGGAGCUGCCAAUCUUCGGAAAUUCCGAGAGAUCCGAGAAAGCGGCGCCACUGCUGCGAAUCCCGGGAUCCCCGUAG